Plodia interpunctella (Indianmeal moth) is the source of this 4444-nucleotide messenger RNA. RefSeq lists its product as uncharacterized. The transcript has 10 exons. Gene Ontology annotation, molecular function: glycerophospholipase activity; monoacylglycerol lipase activity. NCBI's taxonomy places the organism in Eukaryota, Metazoa, Arthropoda, Insecta, Lepidoptera, Pyralidae. Gene Ontology annotation, cellular component: endomembrane system. The coding region runs from base 151 to 1692 and encodes 513 amino acids. Gene Ontology annotation, biological process: monoacylglycerol catabolic process; phosphatidylserine catabolic process. The record is from RefSeq and is a predicted model, not a curated record.
ACCGACCAAUGAAAUCGACUAAACCAAAAAAAAACUUUGUGGUUUUGUCUUGACGUCUGUCUGUUUGGUCUGUCUCAAAGGUCUAUAUAACUUGAGCGACUUUGUCGUACUAAUAAAAUAAAAUAAAUUAACGUGCGCCUCAAUUUUUGCAUGGCAGUAAAAAUGAAACUUUUGAUGAAAUGUAUCAUUUCACCACGAUUGUACAAAAUAUACAAAGAUGGACCACAAGAUAGUAUGUACCAGCCAUUGCCCCUGGAGAGGUGGGCAGACAAAGUCAUAACUUCAACGAGUACCAUCUUCAACAUUGGCAUGUACACCUCACCAUUUAUAUGCAUGUAUAUAUACAAAAAGGGGCUGUCUGUAAUUGAGGAGAACAAAUAUGGAUUACUCCGCUUCUUCAGUGGCCUUGGGUGUCUCCUAGCGUUGUCAUUUGUGCUCAGAGGAGUGGGCCGGGUGUACAACCAGAAGUACAUAGAUUUCAUCAAUGCCCUAACUGGACCUAUGGUAGAUAAGAAAACAUAUUUAAAUGAAUUGAGAAAAUAUGACUUUGAAUUCCAUGCAUGGCCCACUACUUACACUGUAGCUAUGAAACCCAGUGAAUCCUGGCUCUCAAAGUUUUCAUUCAACAAGACUUGUGCUAACUCAGAUUUGCCAUUGUAUCAGCGAGCCCCCUUAAAAGUUUUAGCAUUUAUAGCUACCCAUGCCUUUGGACUCAGAUUAAUAUACCCUGGCUCUUUGGGUAUUGUGGCCAACAUGUUUUGGACCCCGCUGUUCCAAGGCCGAGCUCAACUGGUCGAAAACUACAACGGUCAACGUGCGAAACUCCGCACAGCCGAAGGGAACUACAUCGAUACAAUGUUUGUGGACAAACGGGGACAAUAUAGUAACAAAGGGAAGAUUCUCGUGGUGUGCUGUGAAGGGAACUCGGGCUUCUAUGAGAUUGGGAUCAUGACGACGCCGGUUAGGGCCGGGUAUUCGGCUAUUGGGUGGAAUCACCCUGGUUUUGCGGGGAGUACGGGUCUGCCCUAUCCGUGCCAAGAGGAGAACGCCAUAGACGCCGUCCUUCAGUACUCCAUCAACGAGCUGAAGUUUCUGCCGGAGCACAUCAUCAUGUACGGAUGGAGUAUCGGCGGCUACACGGCCACGUGGGCCGCCGUCAACUAUCCCGUCAAAGGAUUGGUACUGGACGCAACAUUCGACGACCUUCUGCCGCUGGCCAGGAACGUGAUGCCGUCGUCUUGGUCGCUGCUGGUGAAGGAAGUGGUCCGUUCCCACGUGGACCUGCAUGUGGCCGAGCUGAUCAAGAAGUACCAAGGCGCGGUGCAGCUGAUCCGCAGGACUGACGACGAAAUCAUCUGUCUCAGCCCCGGGAACUUGGCCACCAACCGCGGUAACGAGCUGCUGGCAACCCUGAUCGAACACCGCCACCCUUUGGAAGAUGGUCUGGAUGCGACCGCGUGGCUGCUGGCCCUAUGGAAACACAUAAACGUGGCCGAAGGCAAGAGGCCCCUUGCCACAGUCGUGGCGCUUACGGAGUACGACAGAAGGGCGAUUAAACUGAUCGGCAAAUACAUGCGCGACUACCAAUCGACACACUGCACGCCACUUCCUGUCGACCACUUCGAAAGCGUGAUGAGGAAUAUCGAAAGCGGCGCGUGUAGCGCGGAGCCUCGCAUCGCAAACGAGGAAUAAUUUCCUCAUGACUUUAACUUGACAGUUUCUUUACGAAGGUAUACUGAAAAUCUACUUCCAUUGUAUUGUGUCCACAAUAUUAUUCCAUUUUCCGUGGUUGUGUCGUUGGUUUCAAUCUCGUGAUGAGCUUAUUUUAAUUAAAAUAUGUUGUCUUUUUUUUCUUUUUCGUGUGUCGAUGUUCGUCUACUAAUCUACUUAUUACAUCAACUUUUAAACAUUGAAAUAUCUGAUCAAGUGAACCAUGGAUUUCGACCAAUCAACGGACAGAUAUGUAAAUACUAAUUUGACAACCUUAAAUUUGCGCUCAUUUACUUUGAAAUUAACUAUAGAUAUGUUUGUGAGAGAUUUUUGUGUGAUAUAACUAUAAAUCACUAAAUAGGUCAACCUUUAGGGUUGGAUUACAUUUAGAAGUUGUAAAACAGUGGUCAUAUCGGUUUUAUUCGCGUUGUAUUACGUGUAUGUAUUUUUACAUAGCUCAAAGAGAGCGUAUACACGAAUAUUUGACAUAAAUUGCAACAUAUCAGUUGUACACGAUCCUGAGAAAAACUCAUUUUUUUUAAAUUAAGACAGACUUAAAAUGCGGUUGUUGUUCUUAAGAAAAAGAUUUUUUUAAAAUGUGAUAAGGCAGUCUCAAAAAAUAACGGCUGCUAAUAAAUAAUCAAAUUCUCUGCAACUAAUUGGCCAGUCAAUUUCCUGGGUACAUGCUGAUUUCAGUGGACUCUGUGAAAGUACAUGCUAAAAAUUAGCUUUAUUAUUCAAAAUCCGCUUGGAUUUUAUUCUUUAGUCAUUUGCAAUAUGUAUUGAUGUUACCUACUUGCAAUUUGCUCCCGUUCCUCAGCUCACAUAAUAUUAUAUUAGGAUAACUAAAUAUACGAUCCAAUUAAUCAGGACUCGAUUAAAAGUAGAAAUUGACUAGGUAUCAAUAUUUUUUCAUCCUUUCUUGUCGAGUGUUUUAUUGAUAACAAUGAUAUCGACAUUGAGAUUUUAUUCAAGUCGCCUAAUGUUAUUUGACAUGACUUUAAAACUGCCGCCUUGUGACAAAUAGUCGCAUACACAUUAAAAUUAUCAACCAAUGUUUUCCUGUCGUGAUGUUUUCCCUCAGUGGAAUCAAGUGGAGGUCUAUGAAAACACUACACUGUAUAUAUGAGUCAGAUUGGAAUAAUACAUUGGAAUUAUCAUGUGGAAUGAAUAGGAUUUGAAGAUGGGACCUCCCGAUCACAUGCACUGCACAGGCGUCUCAGCCAUCACUUAAUUUUCAUUCAGUCUUGUCAUUCCGGAGAAUAGUUUAUUUAAUUAUAUUGAAUGCUUUAAAAUAAAUCUUCGUGAGCUUUGUUAUGUUUGUAUAGAUUCAAGAUUUUUUUGUCAAUGUAAACUAUACUUCUAUGUAACACUGAUUUGUUAUUGUGAAUUGUCAUCGGCAAUAUACUGCAUUUAUGGAGUAAAAGCCGGCCUCAUUGCUACGUUGCGCUCCUCCGUUGUUUCAACGUACGUAAAUACGUCGAAACUUAUGGAAAACGGAGACUAUGAGAAACGGAGCCGCAAAGCGUUGCGUUGCACGCAACGGCACACAACGGAGCAAUCAGGCCUAGCUCUAAGCCAACGACGCUACACGCAAUUCACUUGUAUGUAUGUGACUUUAUUUAUUUAGGUAAUUAAUGGUGAUUGUGUCUUGAUAUUGUAACGUUUGUUUGAUGUUUUAUAUCAAAAUAUUCAAUAUUGAUUUUUCUAAUAUUGUAUUAUUACAAUUAUAUUCAUUGUUGUUUUUUUGUGCAAUAGUUGAUUCAUAAAUUAUUGAUGAUUUGCAACUCUUACAUAAUAUACUCUAUUGGUACUGUUCGUAUACUAUAAGUUGCUGUUAACUAACUGGGUCAAAACUAAAUUAAAAGUUUUUUCACUUAAAUUUAUAUUAUAAAUACCUCUUUAUUAUAUGAAUGAUAACAAUUCUGUUGUUGCUUAUUGCAUUUUGAAAAGACUAUUUUUGAUAUGGUUUUUUAUUUGACAUUUUAACUAAACAAGAAGUUAUUAUUUUAUUUUACAUACCUAAGAGCAUGACCUCGAGCGUUCCACGCCGCGUUGCGUGUAUUGUAUGUCAGAACAUUAGCGCGCCGAUGUAGAACAAGGGAGCGGCAACGUUAUACCGACGCAACGGAACCAUGAGGCCGCGCUCUAUUGCAAUUUAAAAUGGGUGACAUUUUGAAAUUAUAUACCAAGAUAAAGAGAGUGUAAUAAUGUGUAAUGGUAGGUGUUUAGUUUUGAGAAUAUAGUCUACCUAGUAGAAAGUUACAUUUCUAUCCUACGUAUUAUGAUUAUGAAGAUUUUAACUUCAAAAAUGAAUCUUUUUAUUUACAAAAACAUAUAUAUUUAUUCUUCUUAAGUGACACUUUAUUUUGCAUUUUUAAGUACCAAAAUAUUCUUACAUGUUGUCAUGAAAUUUAUGGUGAUAUGGUGAUGGAUUUAGUUUUGGUGUAGAUUACAAAUAAAACAGCAAUUGCAAAUCUGAGAUAAAAAAAUGUUGACUAUGGUUUGUUUAUGGUACAUAGUCUACAUGUUACUAGGUAUUCAAAAACUGUCUAGUAAUACCUAGGAUACCAGAUACACUUUUUGGUACUAGGCAUAUAUAGUUUAACAUCAUGGCAUUUUGACGGUUAAGGCUUCACAGAGUGUAUCCUACACUUCCGACAAUGUCUAUUUAUUAAAUAAAGUGUUUAGACUAAGACUAAAUCUAUAACUUAAUAAAUCUGAAAUAUGUACA